Molecule: messenger RNA, 8277 nt
Organism: Peromyscus californicus insignis
Lineage: Eukaryota; Metazoa; Chordata; Mammalia; Rodentia; Cricetidae
Gene: Hdac4
Product: histone deacetylase 4
Exons: 28
Coding region: 527-3718 (1063 amino acids)
Biological process (GO): chromatin organization; negative regulation of transcription by RNA polymerase II
Cellular component (GO): histone deacetylase complex
Molecular function (GO): histone deacetylase activity
Source: RefSeq, a predicted model, not a curated record
CCCUCAACGCGGCUGCUGUCGCCGUCGCCGCCCGAGCCCGCCCGCCCGCCGGCGGCGGCGCAGGCUGAGGAGAUGCGGCUCGGAGCGCCCGAGCAGGGCUAGACGCGGCCCGCCGCCGCCGCGGUUCAUCUCUGCAAGGCCAGGUGACAACUUCUGCUCUUCUUGUGGAUUACUUGGUUUACAAGACCCUGCCAGUGAGACUUCGAGUUUGCGCAGCUGGGACCCGAGUCGCCUCAGUUUUUUACUUGCAUGUGCUGGUGGAAGUUUGGAGCUGGUUGGAGCUACUGUUUACGUGGACAUUUUGAGCCAUUUUGAACUUAAGGCGCCGACACUGCUAGCAAUGAGCUCCCAAAGCCAUCCAGAGUCUCCCCCUUGUCUUACUUGCUCUUGGUUAAGCAUGGAUGAAAAGGCUGGAAAAGUUCAUCCUCACACCUGAGGAGUCUUGUUCCUGUCCUGCCAGAGGAAAGAUGGACUUUCUGGCCGAGACCAGCCGGUGGAGCUGCUGAAUCCUGCCCGUGUGAACCACAUGUCCAGCACGGUGGACGUGGCUACAGCGCUGCCUCUGCAAGUGGCCCCUGCAGCAGUACCCAUGGACCUACGCCUGGACCACCAGUUCUCUCUGCCCUUGGAACCCGCACUGCGGGAGCAGCAGCUGCAGCAGGAGCUUCUAGCACUGAAGCAGAAGCAGCAGAUCCAGCGGCAGAUCCUCAUUGCUGAGUUCCAGCGUCAGCACGAGCAGCUGUCCCGGCAGCAUGAGGCCCAGCUGCAUGAACAUAUCAAGCAGCAGCAGGAGAUGCUGGCCAUGAAGCACCAGCAGGAGCUGCUGGAGCACCAGCGGAAACUGGAGCGGCACCGGCAGGAGCAGGAGCUGGAGAAGCAGCACCGGGAGCAGAAGCUGCAGCAGCUCAAGAACAAGGAGAAGGGCAAAGAGAGUGCUGUGGCAAGCACCGAGGUGAAGAUGAAGCUGCAGGAGUUUGUUCUCAACAAGAAGAAGGCGCUGGCCCACCGGAACCUGAACCACUGCAUUUCCAGUGAUCCCCGCUACUGGUACGGGAAGACACAGCACAGCUCUCUUGACCAGAGCUCUCCGCCCCAGAGUGGGGUGUCAGCCUCCUACAACCACCCAGUCUUGGGAAUGUAUGACGCCAAAGAUGACUUCCCUCUUAGGAAAACAGCUUCUGAACCCAACCUGAAAUUACGGUCAAGGCUUAAGCAGAAAGUAGCUGAGAGGCGGAGCAGCCCCCUGUUGCGCAGGAAAGAUGGCCCUGUGGCCACUGCUCUAAAAAAGCGACCCCUGGAUGUCACAGACUCCGCGUGCAGCAGUGCCCCUGGCUCCGGUCCCAGCUCUCCCAAUAGCAGCUCUGGCAACGUCAGCACUGAAAAUGGCAUCGCACCUACCGUGCCCAGCGCUCCAGCUGAGACGAGCUUGGCACAUAGACUUGUGACUCGAGAAGGCUCAGUCGCCCCACUCCCUCUGUACACAUCGCCAUCCUUACCCAACAUCACCUUGGGGCUUCCUGCCACCGGUCCUGCCGCCGUAAGUGGUGCAGCAGGCCAGCAGGAUGCUGAGAGACUUGCUCUCCCAGCCCUCCAGCAGCGGAUCUCCCUCUUCCCUGGCACUCACCUCACCCCUUACCUGAGCACCUCACCCCUGGAGCGGGACGGUGGAGCAGCUCACAACCCCCUCCUACAGCAUAUGGUCCUGCUGGAGCAGGCACCCACCCAGACGCCCCUUGUCACAGACUGGUAUCUUUCAGGCCUGGGGGCAUUGCCCCUCCACACACAGUCCCUGGUUGGUGCGGACAGGGUGUCCCCAUCCAUUCACAAGCUGCGGCAGCACCGCCCCCUGGGGCGCACGCAGUCAGCGCCCCUGCCGCAGAACGCACAGGCCCUGCAGCACCUGGUGAUCCAGCAGCAGCACCAGCAGUUUCUGGAGAAGCACAAGCAGCAGUUCCAGCAGCAGCAGCUGCACCUCAGCAAGCAGAUGAUCUCCAAACCCAACGAGCCACCCCGGCAGCCUGAGAGCCACCCUGAGGAGACAGAGGAGGAGCUCCGUGAACACCAGGCCUUGCUGGAUGAGCCCUAUCUAGACCGGCUCCCUGGGCAGAAGGAGCCCUCCCUAGCUGGUGUCCAGGUGAAGCAGGAGCCCAUUGAGAGUGAGGAGGAAGAGGUAGAGCCCACUCGAGAGGCGGAACCCAGCCAGCGCCCAGCCACUGAGCAAGAGCUGCUCUUCAGACAGCAAGCUCUCCUGCUGGAGCAGCAGAGGAUCCACCAGCUAAGGAACUACCAGGCAUCUAUGGAGGCUGCUGGCAUCCCUGUGUCAUUUGGCAGCCACAGACCUCUGUCUCGGGCACAGUCCUCCCCAGCAUCUGCCACCUUCCCCAUGUCAGUCCAGGAGCCCCCCACCAAACCAAGGUUCACCACAGGCCUUGUAUAUGACACGUUGAUGUUGAAGCAUCAGUGUACCUGUGGGAACACCAACAGCCACCCGGAGCAUGCUGGGAGGAUCCAGAGCAUCUGGUCCCGCCUGCAGGAGACUGGCCUCCGUGGCAAGUGUGAGUGCAUCCGCGGACGCAAGGCCACAUUGGAAGAGCUGCAGACAGUGCACUCGGAAGCCCACACACUCCUCUAUGGCACAAACCCUCUCAACAGACAGAAACUGGACAGUAAGAAACUUCUAGGUUCACUGACCUCCGUGUUUGUCAGGCUCCCUUGUGGUGGUGUUGGGGUGGAUAGCGACACCAUAUGGAAUGAGGUACACUCAUCGGGAGCAGCCCGCCUGGCUGUGGGCUGCGUGGUGGAGCUGGUCUUCAAGGUGGCCACAGGAGAGCUAAAGAAUGGCUUUGCUGUGGUUCGUCCCCCAGGACACCAUGCUGAGGAGAGUACACCCAUGGGGUUCUGCUACUUCAACUCCGUGGCAGUCGCAGCCAAACUUCUCCAGCAGAGGCUGAAUGUGAGCAAGAUCCUCAUUGUGGACUGGGAUGUGCACCAUGGGAAUGGGACCCAGCAGGCCUUCUACAAUGACCCCAAUGUUCUCUACAUGUCCCUGCACCGCUAUGACGAUGGGAACUUCUUCCCGGGAAGUGGAGCCCCAGAUGAGGUGGGCACAGGGCCAGGCGUGGGUUUCAACGUCAACAUGGCUUUCACGGGUGGCCUUGAACCCCCCAUGGGAGAUGCAGAGUACCUGGCGGCUUUCAGAACGGUGGUCAUGCCAAUCGCAAAUGAGUUUGCCCCAGACGUGGUACUGGUGUCAUCAGGCUUCGAUGCUGUGGAAGGCCACCCCACACCUCUUGGAGGGUACAAUCUCUCUGCCAAAUGUUUUGGGUACUUGACGAAGCAGCUGAUGGGCUUAGCUGGUGGCCGGAUUGUGCUGGCCCUUGAGGGAGGCCAUGACCUGACGGCCAUCUGUGACGCUUCUGAAGCAUGUGUUUCUGCUCUGCUGGGAAAUGAGCUUGAGCCUCUGCCAGAAAAGGUUCUGCAGCAGAGACCCAAUGCCAAUGCUGUCCACUCCAUGGAGAAAGUGAUGGACAUCCACAGCAAGUACUGGUGCUGCCUGCAGCGCUUGUCCUCCACCGUGGGGCACUCUCUGAUUGAGGCGCAGAAGUGUGAGAACGAAGAGGCUGAGACAGUCACCGCCAUGGCCUCACUGUCUGUAGGCGUAAAACCUGCUGAGAAGAGGUCGGAGGAGGAGCCUAUGGAGGAGGAGCCACCACUGUAGCCCAAGCUGCUGUUCCCUCCUUUGUUUGUCUGUCUGGAAGCUCAGCCAAGAAACUUUCCCGUGUCACUCCUGCGCCCUGCCUUGGUGCUCUCGGAGUGCAAAGGGACACCAGGCGUGCAGCAGCAACGGGAGGCCUUUCCGCCGCCCUGGACCACAGGUCUGGAGACGUACACGAACACCAGGUGUGGCAGAUCACAUGGAACACAGGACAGCGUGCAACACACAGGCACACAGACACGCGGAAAGCCAAGCACACGCUGGUGGGGUCCCCCAGGGAAGCCCACGAAGGAAGAAGCCUGUGGCAGCUUAGGCAGAGUUGCUGAAUCGAGUUGACAUGAGGAAAAUGAAAAUCAAAGAUCUAAUAAUACAGAAAAAACUUGAUUAAAACUGGUGCUUAACAUUUGAUUCUUACCCACAAUCCCACAUUCUCCGUGUAAACCACUCAACUCAUCUUGUAGCUUUUUUUUUUAAACAGAGAGUUUUCUAUGGCUCUGGCCUGCCUUGUGAACCUUAGUGGGGUGCUGUGGGGGUUCACAGCUUACUGAGGGACAGAGUUGGAAGAAACUUUAAAGAAAAAAAGAAACUGGACAGAACAGAAAUGUGAGCCUGGGAGUCAGCUGGAGCUUCUCGAAGCCAUCGGAAGAUGCGAGUUUGUGCCUUUUUUUAUUGCUCUGAUGGAUUUUUUUGUGGCUGGGUUUUCUGAAGUCUGAGGAACAAUGCCUUAAGAAAAAAAAAAAAAAAACACCAAGAAUUGGUGUGACAGUGUCCUGCGGCUGGCUGAGCUGUGGUGCUGGCCUGGCUUUACAAGAGUAGGCACCAGCCACUGUCCCGGGCCACCGUGCAGCUAGCCUUGCUUGGUUUGGUCGCUGUUUAAGGAAGAUGAGGUAGUUCCAGAAAGCAGCGAACUGCCGGCAGUUUUGAAGUCCAACAUGUUUUCAACGGAUCCAAAGUGUUCUUUUCUCAUCCGUCACGUAGCAGUGGAGCAUCUCCAUUCGGUUGUGAAGCAUGUCGUAGGCACACUGCAGUGUUACGAUCGGAAUGCUUUUCAUUAAAAGCAGGUAGCAUGAAGUAUUGCUUAAAUUUUAGGUAUAAAUAAAUAUAUAUAUGUAUAAUAUAUAUUCCACUGUAUUCCAAGCUAAGAAACUUGAUUCUUAUGAGAUCUUGAUAAAAUAUUUAUAAUGCAUUUAUAGACAAAGUAUAUAUAAAUAUAUAUAAUAAAUCCAGACCGCAGAGGUCCUGGCAGGUGAAAGACAUGUGUGUUAGCUCUGAGGUGCUGAGGGCUGGGGUCUGGAUUGAAGCCCAAGGAAUUUUAAGCUCCAGAUUGGCCAGCUUCCAGAUCGCCAACAUGUUCACCCCUGGGCAACUUCCCUACCAGUUUGUACUUUAAUUUUAAUUAUUUUCUAACAAUCCUCUGCCCUCUCCAAGCCUCCAUGCACAUAUGUACCUGAUGAGUUUUUAUAGCAAAGGAUAUAAACUUGCUGUUGAUUUUUGUAUGAAUUUUUUCACAAAAGAUCCUGAAGAAAACAUUGUUUUGUGGAUUUUACAUUUUUUUUCCCUCACCAUUCAGCAGUUUUCUGAAGGUGGUAAUGUCUAAAACUUUUUCUUUCUAAAUUCUUACUUGUACAUUUUUUUUAUAGUUCUGAAGGUUGUUUUUAUGGUUUGGUUCUGUUUCUUUUUAUACAGCAAGCAGAGCUCUGCUGUGUGCAGGACCGCUGCUGUCAUACUUGGUUUUCAGAGGGAACCUCUCGGGAAUGGCUAGCAGGUCUGCGAGGUACCUUUGCCUUGUCUUUUCAGGCUCCCUCCAGGAGCCGCACAGCCAGGGGCUUCUGUCUUGCAACACUAGUAGUAUUACAAGGGUGGGCAGGCCAUGUGAGCCAUGAGGGCAGUCGGCAUUAAUGAGUGUGGACUUGUAACCACUCCAUCAGGAUAGAACUCCAGCUCUAGUUUCCCAAAGACCUUUGAAGCAUGUCCACAGUGCCUGGCUCAGAGCCUGGCCCUGCACCUGUUCAGGGGUUUCCACUGCAGCCUCACAGCCCUGGGUUUGGAGCCUGUGGCUGCUGAACCCAGGCCCUUGUCACUUGAGCCUGUAGGAGCACAGGGUCCUGAGGGACAGUCUUUGUCUUUGCUCUUUUUUUUUCUAUGACAACUGACUCUUUUUACUGCUGACUUCUUUUCUAGCACUUAAAGCCGCCAAUUUCAUUCCAAAGUAUGUGGAGUUCAGACUGAUAAGAGGAAGUUGAGAUACUCAGAAGAGACACCCAGCUAAGUUUCUGAGUUAGGUGGCAUUUACAGGGUAAUGGGAACUGGGUCAGGCUUUUGACAGCCAGGCUGAGCACACAUUCUUGGACUUUUGAUGGCUGGGCUGCUGUGAGUCAGUGCAGAGCUAAGAUGGUGGGUAGAGCGCAGGGUAGAGAGGUCUUGGGACAUGCCUGACUCCUUCCUCCCUGCGGCUCCUCUGGCCCUUGGCAGAAGGAGCCAACCUGAGGAAGCCCCUCUGCAGCCCCUCCCUGCUUGUGGCACUGCAUGGUGGCAGAGGCCAGCUAGCUGCUCUUCUGGCCGCCUUGGCCCAUUUUCUGCACACCCUGCCACCUGCCCUCUUGUGCCAGCCACGACUCGUGGGAGGUACACAUCAUCUUCCUUUUUCAGGUGAUGGGUAACAAACAGGCUAUUCAGUGGCCAGGAGACUGUGAGAGGGACUCACUUUGGUCCCAUUAAGUCACCUUUGAUUCAGGGGCCUGGCCAGGGAGCCAGCUCACUCCAGCUUCCCUGUGAGCUGAAAGCAUUACCUACCAUAUAGCCUUUUCUUCCCUUUGAAGACACGUGGCCCUUUCCCACAGUUAUCACCCAGGACAGAGGGAGGGCAGAAGGUCGGCCUUGACCUCCAGGGCAGGACCACAGCACUCCCCUGCCUGGACCUUGAACCUUCCACCUUCUCCCUUCCUUUGCAAAGGCCUUGGUGGGUGCUGGCAAGGGAGCCGGGAGCAAGCACUUUACAUCCCUUUAAGGGAAGCCCGAAGACACCAUGUCCUCAGGAUGCUGGUGUUCACUCACCCUUGGGUCUUCCAGCUGCACCCUGAGAGCUCAUGCCCCACCAGCAGGCGGCUGUUCCCAAGGCCACACCCACAGGGACAUCCCAGGGCUCUGGCUUCCGAGGGCCGCUUUAUCAAAGUGUUUCAGUUUUUCUUUACUUUCAAAUCUGUCCCCAAGAGGAAGGACCAUUUUGCAGUGGUCUCCGCAGCACUGGUGAUGGACUUGGUUGUGUUUCUUUCCGUCAGAACAUUCCUUCUUCACUGGUCACAGCCACGUGCUCAUUCCAUCCUUCUUUUUGUAGACUUUUGGCCCAUGUAUUUUAUGGGCAUUGAUACAUAUAUAAAUAUAUAGAUAUAAAUAUAUAAAUAUAUUUUUUUAAGUUUCCUACAUCUGGAGGUUGCAUGGACGUACGCCGGCAUGUCUUUAUAUUGUAUACAGAUUUUGCACGCCAAACUCGGCAGCUCUGGGGAAGGAGAAACGAUGCCUUUCUUUCCCCUCUCAUGAUGUUUGCAGAUGCAGAAAUUUUUUUCUGUAAAACAAAACAAAAUCUUGAAGGAGAGGAGGGGGGAGUUUGAGUCUUAUUGAACUUAUUCUUAAGAAAUUGUACUUUUUAUUGUAAGAAAAAUAAAAGGACUACUUACACAUGUGUCAUUGAGAAGAGUUUACCUAGCACCUUUGACAGAGAGUCGAUUGUAUCCAUGUGCAAGCUCCACAUUCAGACCCUACUGCCUGUCUCUCACGCUGGUUGAGAGGAUUUUGUUCUGUUUUGUUUGUUUCCUUUUCUCUCCCUGCACAGGGCCAGGUGCACCCUGCCUGCUGUCACCGGCCUCUGGUUGAGAACCUGGGGUUCGGGUGAGUUCCCGUCUCAGCACAGCUGUGUUGACGGGUUCAUUCCUUCUGGAAGACACGGGGCUGGGGUUCCACACUGAGCAAUCCAGGCCUUUGUGAGCCCUGGGUCUAAGCGAUACUUUAGCACUGGAGGAAAACAUUUCUCCCUCUCAAGGACCCGGGCAUGCUCUGCACCCGGCCUUGAUGGCCUCUCUGGCCUCACAUUGAUCAAAGUCUGCUAUGGAAAGAACAGAAUGCAGACAGGCCUUGUUCUGGGGGUGUGCGCUCCACUGAGGAGGCACUAUUUUCCAAUCUGUAAGAAUGUUAAACAUGCUGUUUCCAUGUAUGCACAGGAGGCUGACCUCACUCAGCAAGAGCGCACUACAGAAGUGUGGUCGAAGCCAUUGAAGCGCUGUGACAUGAUGCUGGGUGGGCUCCGCAGCCACGCCACCUUCACUCUGUAACAGCCUGUUUUCUCUUUGGUUGUCUGGACCUCCCCUUGGCGGCGCUUUCUCCUCUUGGCGGGGUUGGAGGUCAUGUUUGGUUUUCUCAUUCUUGUUUCAUUUUGUGUGGUGGGUUUCACUGACCGGCGGUGUCCUCUGGCGGUCACCUCUUUCCACCUCCCGGGUCCAGUGUUUGUACCACAUCACACACUUGUCACUCUUGUGGUGUAAAUAAAGACUGCGUUAAUUGCCCUCCCA